Molecule: messenger RNA, 513 nt
Organism: Haemonchus placei
Lineage: Eukaryota; Metazoa; Nematoda; Chromadorea; Rhabditida; Trichostrongylidae
Source: the annotation of a GenBank genome assembly
AUGCAUAUGACUCACAAGGUUGAAGACCCAACCGAGGAUGGACUAGGUUCAGAAAGCCCAGCUAUGUUCUGCCCUCAAUCUUGUGAGCCCCCUCGUCCUCCUCCGCCUCCACCACCACCACCACCACCGAAACCAGCCUGUGUACCUGAAACAGCAGCACAGUCUGCUGCACCGUCAGUACCGACCGUGAUCUAUCUGCUUCCUGUGGCUCCUCCUGCUCCUGCUCCUGCUCCGUAUCCGGCUCCUGAAGCUCUACCAUCUGUUAGCUAUCGAGCUCCAGAACCUGUUCCUGCUAUAGCGCCUCAUGCAGCUGCAGUUCAUCCACCACCUGUGAGCUAUGCAGCUCCAGAAGUUCUUCCGGCUUCGGCCUACAGAGGCCCAGUGGCUGCUCCACCUGCAAGUUAUGCAGUCCCUGAAGCCGUUUCGGCUCCAGUCAGCAAACUCCCUUCAGCUCCUCUUACUGUUCCUGCAGCUUCUGUGGUUAACGAAGGUUACGUCUUACCAGGGAAUUGA